Exophiala bonariae is the source of this 2850-nucleotide messenger RNA. It is a transcript of the gene CWC22, whose product is annotated as pre-mRNA-splicing factor cwc22. NCBI's taxonomy places the organism in Eukaryota, Fungi, Ascomycota, Eurotiomycetes, Chaetothyriales, Herpotrichiellaceae. Bases 1 to 2850 code for a protein of 949 amino acids. Gene Ontology annotation, biological process: mRNA splicing, via spliceosome. The transcript has a single exon. Gene Ontology annotation, molecular function: protein binding; RNA binding. Gene Ontology annotation, cellular component: catalytic step 2 spliceosome. The record is from RefSeq and is a predicted model, not a curated record.
AUGGCUGACACCAUGCUACUCUCAUCGGCUGUCCGUUUACCAACGCCUCCACCAGGCGGAGAAUACUCACCUGGACCAUCUAACACGAGGAAGCGCUCACCACCAUCAAGAUCGCCUUCGCCCAGAAGAAGAAGGCCUCCUCCGAAAGACGAUGAGAACCGUCGAAAACCCGAUGGACCGUCUCUAGAACGAGAAAUGGAUGAGCGAGAAAAGCAGCUCCGAGAAAGAUUUCGACCCAAAGAACCUGAAAGCAACUCGAGAAAGCCUAUGACAGCUGAGGAGAAACAAGCCGCAGCGAAAGCAGAGUACGAAAAGCUACUUACUAUGCGCUCUGGAGGAACAUACAUCCCGCCUGCCCGCCUACGCGAACUACAAUCCCAGAUCACCGAUAAAUCCAGCAAAGAGUACCAGCGCAUGGCUUGGGAGGCUCUCAAGAAAUCUAUCAACGGUCUAAUCAACAAGAUCAAUGUGUCGAACAUCAAACAUAUUGUGCCAGAGCUCUUCAAUGAGAACCUGGUGCGUGGUCGAGGCCUAUUUUGCAGGAGCAUCAUGAAAGCUCAGGCCGCUUCACUCCCUUUCACACCGAUUUAUGCAGCAAUGGCGGCCAUUGUGAACACCAAGCUACCACAAGUUGGUGAACUUCUGCUGAAUCGGCUGAUUGUCCAAUUCCGAAAAGCUUUCAAACGUAACGACAAGGCUGUCUGCCUUUCUUCGACGACAUUCAUUGCGCAUCUUUGCAAUCAGCAGGUCGCCCACGAGAAUGUGGCAGCACAAAUCCUCUUACUUCUCCUGCAUAAACCCACGGACGAUUCUGUUGAGAUUGCGGUUGGGCUGACGAGAGAGGUGGGACAACAUUUGGAAGAAAUGAGUCAACCCAUAGCUCUGGUGGUCUUCGACCAGUUUCGAAGCAUCCUUCACGAGGCAGACAUCGACAAGCGAGUCCAGUAUAUGAUUGAAGUUCUCUUUCAAGUCAGGAAAGACCGGUAUAAAGAUAAUCCAGCCAUUCGCGAAGAACUUGACCUCGUCGAAGAGGAGGAUCAGAUUACCCACCAAAUUGAUGUUGAUGACCAGGAGAUCCAGGUUCAGGACACGUUGAACAUUUUCAAAUUCGAUGCCGAAUGGGAGGAGAAUGAAGAAGCAUACAGAAAAUUGAAAGCAGAGAUCUUGGGUGAAGCCAGCGACGAAGAAGAUGAUGACGAGAGUGGGUCGGAUGACAGUUCAGAUGAAGAGGAAGCCGAACAAGAGCGUGCUAUGGAGAUCAAGGAUCAGACCAAUACCGAUCUCGUCAACCUUCGACGUACAAUUUAUCUGACAAUUAUGUCGAGUUUGGAUUUCGAAGAAGCAUGCCACAAGUUGAUGAAAGUCCAGCUACCCGCUGGUCAAGAGUCAGAACUCCCUUCGAUGAUCAUUGAAUGCUGUUCUCAGGAAAAAACAUAUUCCAAGUUUUUCGGACUUGUUGGGGAACGGUUUGCAAAGCUCAAUCGACUCUGGACCAACUUGUUUGAAGAAGCCUUCGCUACAUACUACGAUACUAUUCAUCGCUACGAAACCAAUCGACUACGCAAUAUUGCUCGCUUCUUUGGUCAUCUUCUGAGCAUGGACGCUAUUGGAUGGCACGUCUUCUCUGUUAUCCAUCUGAAUGAAGAUGAGACGACUUCGAGCAGCCGUAUCUUUAUCAAGAUCUUGCUUCAAGAGUUGGCGGAAGCGCUUGGUCUCCCCAAACUGAAGGAAAGAAUGAAGGAUGACAUUUUACGACCCAGCUUCACGGGCAUCUUCCCUACCGACAACCCGAGAAAUACUCGAUUCUCCAUCAAUUAUUUCACCAGUGUCGGCAUGGGUAUUCUCACUGAAGAAAUGCGCGAAUAUCUCAAAAACAUCCCCAAGCCCGAACCAGCAGCACUACCCCCACCUCGGGAUGAUACGUCCGACUCGGAGAGUGUCAGCUCCUACUCGAGCUAUUCCAGCUACAGCACCAGUCGGUCGCGCAGUCGUUCUCGCAGCGUCAAUGUACAAAAUGCACGCAGGAGUCGGCCCAGGACUAUAUCAAGGUCACCAUCACGAUCGCCUCUGGUACGUGGCAACAGAGGACGCGCACGAAGCAAAAGCUACUCCGCAUCCCCGUCACGCUCACGAACACCACCAAGACGGAAUCUUAAAGCUCGAUCGCCAUCCUACUCCGCUUCACCCAGUCCAAGACCUCGCCGCACAACCAAUACUCGCGGCCGCCCACGCACGCGCUCCAGAUCCUACAGCUAUAGUGCCGCGUCUAAGUCACGCUCCCGAUCUCCAGCCCCGCCUGCACGGCACAAUGCUCCAAUCCAACGCCGGAGAAGCUAUUCCCGUUCUCCAUCCCGCUCACCACCGCGCUUCAGCAAGACAUCUCGUGCCAAUGAAUCAGGCAAGCAAAACGUCCCGAACCGGGGCCGCAAUCGGUCAUUUUCCUUGUCACGAUCCCCCUCGCGCUCGCGCUCGCGCUCCCUUCCAAACCGCAGCCGAACCCGCUACUCAAAAAGCUACAGCCCUGCACCUCGCCGCAGCAACAACAACAACAACAACGCCAACAACGCCAAAAACGCCGGCAAAGCACCUGUACGCCGCCGCCGCAACUCCUCCAGCGCAAGCGACGGCGACAGUCGACGCUCUGCAUCGCGCAGCGCCUCACCGCCAGGCCGUCGCUAUGCAGGAGCCGGCAAACGCGACAGUUGGCGGCGCUCACCUAGCUCGGAUCGUGCGCGCGGUGGCAGGCGUGGCUUUCGAGAUGACAGUCGAGAUCGAGAUGGAGAGCGGGGCAAGGGGAAGGAUGGUGCUGGUGCUGGACCGAGUCGUGUGCGCGCCGCGGAUUUUGCGUAA